Messenger RNA from Lobosporangium transversale, 2691 nucleotides. RefSeq lists its product as hypothetical. The record is from RefSeq and is a predicted model, not a curated record. Lineage: Eukaryota; Fungi; Mortierellomycota; Mortierellomycetes; Mortierellales; Mortierellaceae. Bases 430 to 2631 code for a protein of 733 amino acids. The transcript has 4 exons.
CUCAUUACUGUAAACCAUUUCAGGGUCUCUCUCUUCCCUUUUUUCUGCCCUCCUCGCUCUUUCUCUUGCUCUUUCUCUUUCCAAGCACCUUCACAAUCACUCCCAAUCCUGACUUUUCCCCUGAGUCUGAUGGCGCACUAUGCUAUUACAACAGUGAUAUAGACAUUUUCUUCAUCUUAUUUUCCUCGUCGGAUUUUCAAAGACAUCCACUCCACUGCCUCCCUCCAUUGCUGCCAACCGUUCUCUAUCCUCUUUGACAGCAACAACAACUGCGCUGAUAGACAUCAUCAUCCAUCUUCUAUCCCUUCUGCGGUUGAUUUGACGUUCUGAGGCAUUUAUUUAGGUCCUUUCAUCCUCUUGUCCUUUUCUCCCCAAACAUACGCUCUAGCCCUGGUCAAUAAAAUCAAACCUCCUCAAAAUUCUGCAAACAUGAAUACCUCACAAACUUGUGACGACCAUCCUUCCGCCUCCCCCAAUUUCAGGUCAGAAUACGAAGCACCCUUCGCGCCAUGCACCCGUCAAUCUUCACUUUCGCCUUCCCCACCUCCCUCGCCCAUACAUAAUACAUGGUCCAGUAACACGUUGCCACAUAAAGACAUCUCCAGUCAUCAUGAUGAUACAUUUCGUUCUAUACUCAGAAGUCCGCGAGUAGCAAAGACAAGCUCUUCCUCUAUUUCCUAUCAUCGCAAUCAUCACAGCUAUAGUCACUCUGAUGGAUCUCCUUACACCAUCAAUCAUAUACACUCCAACCCCGAGCCACCAGCUCGAUCAGCCUCCUCUACGUACAGAUCCUCUCCAUAUGCUUCUCCACGGAUUAACAAUCGACUACCGUCCGUGAUUGAUAGGAUGAAGGCUGACUUGAAGCCCCACCAUCGAUCUUCAGCAAAAACUCCAUCACGACCAUACUACCACCAUAAUCAACACUACCCAAUGUCUUCAUUAUCGACCGCAGACCCCAACUAUCGCCAUCCCUCUCCUACAGUCCAAACAUUGUAUUCCGACAUGAAAUCUAGAGACAACUCUUUGCAUCCCGUACCGGCACGAACUCUUUUCAGGAAUGAGGUGACCCAGAGAGCUUAUUCAGGACAGAGCUCGCAAAUGAAAAGGAGUUUUGAAAGACUCCAGCGGAUGGAUAGUGGUAAAGUCGAAUAUCGGACUAUUGCAUUCUGCACACACCUGACCAUAUCUCGUUGGGAACCUCCCUUACCUACAUCCACAGAUGGUUCUACUGAGGAAGGGUCUAGUUCAGCUACAUCAUCACCUGAAGCUGCAAGAAAUAACCCAGCUCAUGCGGCCCGCCUAUUGACUCUUGCAAACUAUAUCAGUCAUAUCCUAUCCCUAACCGCAGGAAUCCCCAAUAAACAACCACAUUCGGCUGUAGCCCAUCAACCCAAGCCAGAGCAGGCGGUAGCAGGGAACAGAAUCAACUCCACUUCUUCUUCCAACUCUGUCUCUGUAAAUGUCUCGUCUGGCCCUGGACCCAUUAAGUCUGAAUCAGGUCGACAACACCGCUACUCACCCGAUUACCAUCACCAUUUGAUCCGACGGAACGCCCAUCAUCAAGCGCUGCAACCAAUGAGAGGUCAUUCUGGACUUCAACAAUGUCCUCAAGAUGAAUCAGUGAUCUAUCCAUAUAGAAACGAACCAUCAUAUGAACAAAGCUAUCAAGAAGGACCUCAUGUCUUUGAUCAACGGGCACGCUCUUCCGCACGACAGGAUAGACAUGAAAGCAUGAGUCGAGCAUCGUCACAAUUUCUUUCGCACCAAGCUCGACGUCCGAACUACGAGCAUGAGCCUCAAUUUCAAACGGGUCCACCACGGGAUCCGCCGCCAUUACUCAGGAUUCCUUAUCCAAAUCUGACCUUGACCCUUGCUCUUAUUUACGUGGAUAGACUCAAAGCAAAAAAUAAGGAUGCCAAAGGCGAGGCUGGAUGCUCGCAUCGCCUGUUUUUGGUAGCCUUCAUAAUUGCAGCCAAAUACCGUUGUAGCGUUGAGCUGGCGUCCCCUUUAACUCAAGAUAUGGAUGGCUUCAACCAAGAGCAUGGCAGCUAUGGUCUAGAGCCAUCAGUCGACAACCGUGAUAACGAUAAUGAAUACUUUGUAGAUGGGCCACUGAGGCCGAUGUCUGGAGUUUCUACUGCCUCAACAGAGCAAAAUCUGGAAAGAUCGAAUGCAGAAUUAAUCUUCUCUAAUGACGCAUGGGUUCGGCUUUUGAACCUUGGAUCUUUCUAUCGACAACCAAUACCUGCCAGACCGACUGCUAACUCCAGAAAUCAAGGGUCAUAUCAUCAUAGUCAUCAUACUCAAUCCUCUGGGAGCCCUAACUCCCGAGCAUCAUCAGAACAAUCAAUGCUUGGACAGCCUUCGCCUAGUGCGACGUCUCUUCGAGUAAGAACGCCUUCUGAUCUGGCCACUCAAGCCCCAUUCCAUGCUCAAACAUCGUUUCCGUCGAACUCUUCGAUCAUCAACGCCACCAACGCGUCACCUACAGCAGCCAUGUUACAAGUGGAGGAUUUAGAUAGAAUGGAAGCUGAGUUCUUGACCUUUUUGAACUACGACCUUGCGACGAUGAGUCAUGACUUGGAGACAUGUUGGAACUUGCUGGUGGGGAAGAAGGAGUCUCGCCCUUAAUUAUUAAUAAUAGCAACAAUCAGAUGUACUCCAUGGUCACAUAAAAUAAACAUAUACACA